This is a messenger RNA of Hansenula anomala, 2139 nucleotides long. RefSeq lists its product as uncharacterized. The record is from RefSeq and is a predicted model, not a curated record. The transcript has 2 exons. Gene Ontology annotation, cellular component: extracellular matrix. Gene Ontology annotation, molecular function: GPI anchor phospholipase D activity. Lineage: Eukaryota; Fungi; Ascomycota; Saccharomycetes; Phaffomycetales; Wickerhamomycetaceae. The coding region runs from base 1 to 2139 and encodes 712 amino acids.
AUGAAGUUUCCUGUCAAGUAUCUAAGGGCUCUGAUAGCAUUGAUCUGUUUUCCAACACAGGUUUUAUCAGCAGGUGCAGCUGUCCAUCUGAGUUUGGCUUCAAGAGUUUUCCAAUUCUUACCUGACGACAUCAAGGAUUUUCCAGAAUAUGUGUUAGCUGGUGCCUUCUUCCCAGAUGCUUUCUACAAUUGUGGGAACAACCCUAAUGCCAGUGAAUAUGCACAUUGGCCUCCGUUCCUUGCUCAUGGGGUUGAAUAUUACAAUGAUCAAUACAGUGAUAAUUCCAACAGCGAUCAAAGAAAACUCAAGGCGUUCUUAUAUGGUAUUUUCACUCAUCAAGUUACAGAUUCUUCAUGGCAUUCAAUACGGCUUGAACAGGGGUUGUUGAAGAUGUUGGCGGUUAUGGAUUUUGAUCAAGACAUCAAUGAUGCCCAUUCAUUUUUAGAUACGGGUGGUGAUUUUCUUCAUUUACUCAAACUUCAUGAUUAUUCCUUAUUAAACACCCAGUGGAAAUAUCCAAUGAAUGAUGUCCUCAAUAUUUUUGAGAGAGUUGGUAUCCCAAUGUCAGCUACGAUGGUAAAGUAUUGUGUGUCGAGCGGACAGGCCGCAUUACUUGCUGAGAAGACAGUCCUGAAUCGCGUUGGCCCUGUUUACGCACAAUCUUCUCCUUUACUUGAUGACAUUUUGGAAAACUAUUACCUUGGAGGGCUACAAGAGAUUUCAAGCUCUAUUGUUAAGUGUUUGCCAAACCUUGGUUUAUGGUUCAAGUAUGGAGCUUCAACGGACCCGUGGUCUUUAUGUGGAGCAAUUAUAAGCCCAUCCGCCACCUCAAUGAAUGAAAUUCAAGUACGUGAUGGCACAUACCUCACUCCAUUUACUCCGUUGUCAAAUUUUGGUUCUUCAAUUAGCAUUGGGAAUUUCAUCAAUAAUGAGUUGGCACUAGCUGUUGGGGCCCCAAAUGAGGAUCAAGUUGGCUCAGUCUAUGUUAUUCCCUUAAGUGAAAUUGAAGCGAAUAAAAUGGGGACAACAAUGGUUUUGCAUGGCUCGUCUAGGGUUGACUUUCAUCUACCAAAACGGUUCGGGUCUGCUGUUACGAGUUAUAAAUUACUUGGGCAAGACUUCAUCAUUGUUACAGAACCAGGCACAUCAAACAUUUAUUUAUAUUCGGGAAAUAUUAAAUUAGUUACCAUAUCUGAUUUUACUGCAAGAAGUGAUUAUGGUUCUAAUGGGAGGAAACAAGAGGCCAUAUCAAUCGAAAUUUUUGACUUUGAUGGUGAUUCCAUUCCUGAUAUUGUUGUUGGCUCUCCAUUGAGUGACGAUUCACGCGUUCCACAAAGAGGGACUAUUCAGAUCUUAUCAGGUAAACUUUUAUCCUUGAUAUUGAUGAACUCACGUUUUGGUCAUGAGAUUGAUAUCCAUUCUAUACAAUUUCAGGAGAUACACCUUCCAAAGCUGUACCAAUUGAAGGAAGGAUAUGAACAAUUUGGUGCACAAACAUCUGUUAAUAAGGAUUACAUUUUCACAAGCUCAAAUGGAUUAGGUAUUGUUUUUGCCCUUUCCAGGUCUAGUGGUGAAGUUAAACAUACUAUUUUUAAGGAUAAAAUUGAUGGCCUUCCAAUAGCAAGGCAAACUUCAAAGGAAUCACAUAGAUUUGGGUCUAAUUAUAUAAUGAAUGUUGAGAUCGAAGGUGUGGAAUUGCUAAUUGUGAGUGCUCACAGGUACACUGAAGGUUCGUGUAUCGGUUGUGGAGCAGUAUUUGUCUACACUUUAGUAAACAGUGAUAUCAAGUUUUUAACUAAACUCACCCUUGACAUCUCAAGAAAACAUAUGCUUUCAAAGUUUGGAUUUGCUGCCUUGGUUUCAAAUGGAAAACUUUACAUCUCAGCACCAGGGUAUUUGACAUCCGGCGCAAUAUUCCGUAUAUCAUUAAGUGAGAUUUUGCACUCCCACAAGGAACAUGUUAUUGUUAGAAGUAUUGCAUUUCAAAACCAAGCUGAUGAAUACACUGGAUUUGGUGAAGCCCUUGCAGUUUCGACUGAUCAGGGAAAACUCAUUGUUGGUUCACCUAAUUAUGGGUUUCAACCUCCAGUCCACGACAAUAAUAAGCUUACAGGAAAUGUUAUAAUAUACAACAUCUAA